CCGCGAGGAGUUCCCAUCCGCUGCUGAGAUGAGGGCGGGCAACACCUUCCCCAAGGCCGGCGACAGCGCCUUCCGCCACCACCUCCAAGAAGAGGUGCGGGCCAUUCUCACGCCGAAGCAGCUUAUCUCGGGGUGCGAGAAGAGCCAGCGGUCGUCAGCCUGAAGGACUCGGUUGCAUCAGGAGACUUGACUCAAGGAGGCGGCCUCUUUCAGACUGGGAGUCGCGCUUUUGGGAAUGUUUCUGGACAUCCGAUGACGGACAGGCACGGAGGGGGCAAACCGGCUCUCCGCUGACCUCGCGGGACCGAACUUGGCGGACACGUUUCAAGGAAUCACCUGCAGAAGGCAAACAGAAGGAAGACACGUGUUUUCAUGGUGUCCGCUGACCAGUGUUUCGGGAGAAGUGAGCAUGGAGACCGAGGAUAACCGGUGGCUGCGGGUGACCGUCCUCCCCGGCUGCGUGGGCUGCAGGACCGUGGCCGUCCUGGAGUCCUGGACAGUGCGGGACAUCAAGGAGCGCAUCCGGGCGGAGACCGGCUUCCCGGCGUCGGAGCAGCGGCUGUGGCUCGGCGACAGGGAGUUACCUGACUGGAUCCAGGUUGGAGAUCUGACUUCCAAAAAUCGUCAUCUGUUUGUAAACCUUCAAUCAAAAGGCUUACAAGGGGGAGGUCGAUUUGGUCAAACGACCCCACCACUGGUGGAUUUUCUCAAGGACAUUUUGAGAAGAUACCCGGAAGGAGGCCAGAUCCUUAAGGAAUUAAUCCAGAAUGCAGAAGAUGCGGGGGCCACAGAAGUUAAAUUUGUGUACGAUGAAACCCAAUACGGAACAGAGACCCUUUGGUCCAAAGACAUGGCGCACUACCAGGGCCCCGCUCUGUACGUGUACAACAACGCGGUGUUCACCCCCGAGGACUGGCACGGCAUCCAGGAGAUAGCGAGGAGCCGGAAGAAGGACGACCCCCUGAAGGUGGGAAGAUUUGGAAUCGGGUUCAACUCUGUCUAUCACAUCACAGAUGUCCCUUGUAUCUUCAGCGGUGACCAGAUUGGCAUGUUAGACCCUCACCAGACACUUUUCGGCCCGCACGAGUCCGGCCAGUGCUGGAAUCUCAAAGGCGACAGCAAGGAGAUCAGUGAGCUCGCAGACCAGUUCGCGCCGUUCGUUGGCAUUUUCGGAAGCACCAAGGACACGUUCGUGCAGGGCAGCUUCCCGGGGACGCUGUUCCGCUUCCCCCUGCGCCGGCAGCCUUCGCAGCUGAGCAGGAACCUCUACAACAAGCAGAAGGUCCUGGAGCUGUUCGAGUCGUUCCGCGCGGAUGCGGACACGGUGCUGCUCUUCCUGAAGAGCGUGCAGGCCGUGUCCCUGCACGUCCGCGAGGCCGGCGGGGCGGAGAGGCUGGUGUUCAGAGUGACCGCCAGCGAGGACCAGGCCCUGCCUCGGGAGCGGCCGGACGCGGUCAAGGUGCUGGCGGCGGCGAUGAGCGACUACUGUAAGAAGAUCCCGAACGACGGCGUCACCUGUGUCACGUACCACGUGAACAUAGCUUUGGAGGACGCGCGUGCGCAGGACACGCAGAAGACGUCCUGGCUGGUGUGCAACAGCGUGGGCGGGCGCGGCGUGAGCAGUAAACUUGACUCCUUAGCUGACGAGUUGAAGUUCGUCCCGAUCAUUGGAAUCGCGCUGUGUUUAUCCAGCGGAGAGGACGAAAAAGGAGCCACGUCCGAUUUCUCAGGAAAAGCGUUUUGUUUUCUGCCCUUGCCGCCGGGCGAGGAGAGCAAAACCGGCCUCCCCGUUCACAUCAGCGGGUUCUUCGGCCUGACGGACAAUCGCAGGAGCAUCAAGUGGCGAGAGCUGGACCAGUGGCGAGAUCCGGCCGCCCUGUGGAAUGAGCUCCUGGUCGUGAACGUGGUCCCGAAAGCCUACGCCACCCUGAUCUUGGAUGCCAUCCGCCGCCUGGAGUCGCGCGGGGGCACCGCCGCUGCGCCCCUGUCGGUGGACACCAUCUAUAAGCUCUGGCCGGACGCGGGCAGGGUGAGGGCGCACUGGCAGCCGGCGCUGGGGCCCCUGUUCCGCGAGCUGCUCCCGCACGCCGUGGUGCACUCCCUCGGCGGCCGCUGGGUGCGGCCGCAGCAGGCGCGCUUCUCCGACCUGGACGAGGGUUUGGAGCGCACCGGGGCGGUGUUCCGCUACCUCUGCAGGGCGGGGCAGGAGGUCGUGAAGGUGCCGGAGCACCUGGCGGAGGCCCUGCAGCUGGCCGCUGCCCCCGAGCAGCUGGUGCAGAAGGUGACGCCCGCGUGGGUGCGGCAGGUGCUGAGGAAGUGCGCGCCCCUGGGCAGCGCCCAGGAGAAGCUCCACCUCCUGGAGUUCGUGCUCUCCGACCAGGCCUACAGCGAGCUGCUGGGCCUGGAGCUGCUGCCCUUGCAGAACGGCAGCUUUGUUCCUUUCUCCUCAUCUGUAUCAGAUCAAGACGUUGUCUACAUUUCCUCAGAAGACUACCCAAGGUCCCUUUUCCCCGGGCUCGAGGGAAGAUUUAUUUUGGACAACUUGAAGCCUCACCUUCUAGCUGCUUUGAAGGAAGCUGCCCAAAGCCGAGCACAGCAGCUUCUCUGGGGAUACUCAGGGAGACCGUGCACCCAGCUGCAGCUCCUCAGCCCCGAGCGGUUCGCACGGCUCAUCAAGGAGGUGAUGAACACGUGCUGGCCUGGCAGGGAGCCCAUCGUCCAGUGGUACCCAUCCGACGAAGACAGAAACCAUCCCUCUGUUUCGUGGCUUAAGAUGGUGUGGAAGAAUCUCUACAUACAUUUUUCGGAGGACCUGGCUCUGUUUGAGGAGAUGCCGCUUGUCCCCAGGACAGCGCUGGAGGAGGGUCAGACGUGCGUGGAGCUCAUCAGGCUCAGGGUCCCGUCGUCGGUCAUUUUAGAAGAUGAGUCGGAGGUGCAGCUUCCAGAAUUUUUAGCUGACGUCGUCCAAAAACUUGGUGGGAUCGUCCUCAAAAAGUUAGAUGCCUCUAUACAGCACCCGCUUAUUAAAAAAUACAUCCACUCCCCACUGCCAGCUGCCGUGUUGCAGGUCAUGGAGAAGCUGCCACUGCAGAAGCUGUGCAACCAGGUGGCCUCGCUGCUCCCCACGCACAAAGACGCCCUGAGGAAGUUCCUAGCCAGUUUAACUGAGAGCGGUGAGAAGGACAAAAGGAUCAUUCAGGAACUGCCCAUAUUCAAACGCGUUAACCACACAUCUGACCAGGGCGUCUCCUCCUACACGAAACUGAAAGGGUGCAAGGUCUUGCACCACUCCGCCAAGCUCCCACCACAGCUGCGACUCUCGGUCCCGGUCGUAGACAGCAGUGACGAAGCCACUAUCCGCCUGGCGAACAUGUUGAAAGUGGAGAAGUUGAAGACCACUGGCUGCUUGAAGAUCGUUUUAAAAGACGUCGAAAGUGCAUUUUACUCACGUGAAGAAAUAACACGCCUUAUGUUGUGGAUCCUUGAGAAUCUGUCCUCUCUCAAAAAUGAGAAUCCCAAUGUGCUUGAUUGGUUGAGGCCAUUAAAGGUCAUUCAGAUUUCCCAGGAGCGGGUGGUGUCCGCCGGCGAGCUCUUCGACCCUGCCAUAGAGGUCCUGAAGGAUCUCUUUCACAGUGAGGAGGAGGCCUGCUUCCCACCGCCAGCGUUCACCUCGCCCGAUGUCCUUCACUCUCUGAGACAGAUUGGCUUGAAAAACGAAGCCAGCCUCACGGAGAAAGAUGUUGUGCAAGUGGCAAAAAAGAUCGAAGCUUUACAGGCCGGUGCGUGUCUGAGUCCGGACAUUCUGACGAAGAAAGCCAGAACGCUGCUGCAGAUUUUAAAUAAGAACCCCGCGCUGCUGCAGUCGCCGGAAGGGAGGACGGCGCUGAAGAAAAUAAAGUGGGUUCCAGCUUGCAAGGAGCGGCCCCCGAACUACCCGGGCUCCCUGGCGUGGCGGGGGGACCUGUGCGGGCUGUGCGCCCCCCCGGAGAUGUGCGACGCGGCCCACGCCGUCCUCGUGGGCGCGGCGCUUCCCCUGGUUGAGAGCGUCCACGCGGACCUGGCGAGAGCCUUGGAUGUCUUCACGGAGCCUGGCAUCAGUGCCGUCUUAAAACACUUCAAGAUCGUCGUUGACUGGUACACCUCGAAAACGUUCAGUGAUGAGGACUACUACCAGUUCCAGCACAUUUUGCUUGAAAUCUACGGCUUCAUGCACGACCACUUAAACGAGGGGAAAGAUGCUUUCAGGGCCUUGAAGUUUCCGUGGGUUUGGACCGGCAAAAAGUUCUGUCCCCUCACCCAGGCUGUGAUAAAGCCGUUCCACGACCUUGACCUCCAGCCUUAUCUGUACAGCGUCCCUAAGACCAUGGCAAAAUUCCACCAACUGUUUAAGGCCUGCGGGUCGAUCGAGGAGCUGACAUCGGAUCACAUCUCCAUGGUCAUUCAGGAGGUGUAUCUCAAAAGCGAUCAAGAGCUCAGCGAGCAGGAGAGCAAGCAAAACCUCCAUCUGAUGCUGAACAUCGUCCGGUGGCUGUACAGCAACCAGAUCCCGGCCAGCCCCAACACCCCCGUCCCCAUACACCACAGCAGGAAGCCUUCUAAGCUCAUCAUGAGGCCGAUCCACGAGUGCUGCUACUGUGACAUCAAAGUCGAUGACCUGAACGACUUGCUGGAAGACUCGGUGGAGCCGAUCAUCCUGGUGCACGAGGACAUACCCAUGAAGACCGCGGAGUGGCUGAAGGUUCCGUGCCUCAGCACGAGGCUCAUCAACCCUGAGAACAUGGGGUUUGAGCAGUCGGGGCAGAGAGAACCGCUCACUGUAAGGAUUAAAAAUAUCCUGGAAGAGUAUCCUUCCGUGUCGGAUAUUUUCAAAGAACUGCUUCAGAAUGCUGACGAUGCAAAUGCAACAGAAUGCAGUUUCUUGAUCGAUAUGAGAAGAAAUAUGGACAUCAGAGAGAACCUCCUGGACCCGGGGAUGGCGGCGUGCCACGGGCCCGCGCUGUGGUCUUUCAACAAUUCUGAGUUCUCAGAUUCCGACUUUGUGAACAUAACGAGGUUAGGGGAGUCUUUAAAAAGAGGAGAAGUUGACAAAGUUGGGAAGUUUGGUCUUGGGUUCAAUUCUGUGUACCAUAUUACAGACAUCCCCAUCAUUAUGAGUCGGGAAUUCAUGAUCAUGUUCGACCCAAACAUAAACCACAUCAGCAAACACAUCAAAGACAGGUCUAACCCUGGGAUCAAAAUUAACUGGAGCAAGCAACAGAAGAGACUUAGGAAGUUUCCUAAUCAGUUCAAGCCAUUUAUAGACGUGUUUGGCUGUCGGCUGCCCUUGACCGUAGAAACGCCUUACAGCUACAGCGGCACUCUGUUCCGGCUGUCCUUUAGAACACAGCAGGAAGCCAAAGUGAGUGAAAUCAGUAACACCUGCUAUAACACGGCAGACAUCUACUCUCUCGUGGACGAGUUCAGUCUCUGCGGGCACAGGCUUAUCAUCUUCACGCAGAAUGUAAACUCAAUGUACUUAAAGUAUUUGAAAAUUGAGGAGAGCAAUCCCAGCUUAGCACAAGAUACAAUAAUAAUUAAAAAAAAGUUCUGCUCUUCCAAAGCACUGAAUGCACCCAUCUUGAGUGUUUUGAAAGAAGCUGCUGAGCUCAUGAAAACUUGCAGCAGCAGCAGCAGCGGCAGCAGCAGCAAUAAAAAGCCUCCUCCUGAUGCACCCAAGUCAUCCUGCAUUCUUCAGAUCACAGUCGAAGAGUUUCACAACGUGUUCAGAAGGAUCGCUGACCUACAGUCGCCACUGUUCAGAGGUCCGGACGAUGACCCAGCUGCCCUCUUUGAAAUGGCUAAGCUGGGCCAGGCAAAAAGGCCGUCGGACGAGCUGCCCCAGAAGACAGCGGAGUGCACCACGUGGCUCCUGUGCAGCUGCAUGGACACGGGAGAGGCCCUGCGCUUUUCCCUGAGUGAGAGUGGGAGGAGGCUGGGGCUGGUUCCCUGCGGGGCGGUCGGAGUCCUGCUCUCCGAGGUCCAGGACCAGAAGUGGGCUGUGAAGCCACACGUUGGCGAGGUGUUUUGCUACUUGCCUUUACGAAUCAAAACAGGACUGCCGGUCCACAUCAAUGGGUGCUUUGCUGUCACUUGCAACCGGAAAGAGAUCUGGAAGACGGACACGAAGGGACGGUGGAACACCACCUUCAUGAGACACGUCAUCGUGAAGGCUUACCUGGAGGCCCUCAGUGUCCUGCGGGACCUGGCCGUCGGCGGGGAGUUGGUGGACUACACUUACUAUGCGGCAUGGCCCGACCCUGACGCGGUUCACGACGACUUUUCUGUGAUUUGCCAAGGGUUCUAUGAAGACAUAGCUCACGGGAAGGGGAAGGAGUGGGCCCGAGUCUUCUCCGACGGGUCCACGUGGGUUUCCAUGAAGAACGUGAGGUUUCUGGACGACUCCAUACUGAAAAGGAGAGAUGUCGGUCCAGCCGCCUUCAAGAUAUUCCUGAAGUACCUCAAGAAGACUGGGUCCAAGAACCUCUGUGCGGUGGAGCUUCCUUCUUCAGUGAAGUUAGGGUUUGAAGAAGCUGGCUGCAAACAGAUACUGCUCGAAAAUACGUUUUCAGAGAAACAGUUUUUCUCAGAAGUGUUUUUCCCAAACAUUCAAGAAAUUGAAGCAGAGCUCCGAGACCCUUUAAUGAAUUUUGUUCUGAAUGAGAAAGUUGACGAGUUCUCGGGAAUCCUUCGUGUCACCCCGUGUAUCCCUUGCUCUCUGGAGAGACACCCUCUGGUCUUGCCGUCGAGAUUAAUUCACCCUGAAGGACGAGUGGCAAAGUUGUUUGAUACGAAAGACGGACGCUUUCCUUACGGUUCUACUCGGGAUUACCUUAACCCUAUUAUCUUGGUUAAACUGGUUCAGCUGGGCAUGGCGAAGGACGAUAUUCUGUGGGAUGACAUGCUAGAACGUGCGGAGUCGGUGGCCGAAAUUAACAAAAGCGACCAUGCAGCUGCCUGCCUAAGGAGCAGCAUCCUGUUGAGUCUUAUUGAUGAGAAGCUAAAAAUAAGGGAUCCCAGAGCAAAAGAUUUUGCUGCAAAGUAUCAAACAAUCCCCUUCCUUCCAUUUCUGACGAAACCAGCAGGUUUUUCUCUGGACUGGAAAGGUAACAGCUUUAAGCCUGAAACCAUGUUUGCCGCCACUGAUCUGUACACAGCUGAGCACCAAGAUAUAGUCUGUCUCUUGCAGCCAAUUCUAAAUGAAAACUCACAUUCCUUCAGAGGUUGUGGUUCAGUGCCGCUGGCUGUUAAGGAGUUCUUGGGAUUACUGAAGAAGCCAACAGUUGAUCUCGUUGUAAGCCAGUUGAAGGAAGUUGCGAAAUCGGUUGAUGAUGGAAUCACGUUGUACCAGGAGAAUAUCACCAACGCUUGCUACAAGUACCUGCACGAAGCAAUGAUGCAAAACGAAAACACGAAGGUGUCCGUUGUUGAGAAGUUGAAGUCCUUUAAUUUCAUUCUAGUCGAAAACGUGUAUGUUGGCUCAGAAAAGGUUUCUUUUCAUCUGAACUUUGAAGCAGCGUCGCACCUUUAUCAGUUGCCUAAUAAAUACAAAAACAACUUCCGUGAACUGUUUGAAAGUGUGGGCGUAAGGCAGUCAUUUACUGUGGAAGAUUUUGCCCUCGUUUUGGAAUCCGUUGAUCAAGAAAGGGGGACAAAGCAAAUGACAGAAGAGAACUUCCAGCUUUGCCGGCGAAUAAUUAGUGAAGGGAUAUGGAGCCUCAUUAGAGACAAGAAACAAGAGUUUUGUGAGAAAAACUAUGGCAAACUGUUAUUGCCAGAUACUAACCUGAAGCUGCUCCCCGCUAAGUCUUUAUGCUACAACGACUGUCCCUGGAUAAAAGUGAAGGAUAGCUCUGUAAAAUAUUGUCACGCCGACAUACCCAGGGAAGUAGCUGUGAAACUAGGAGCCGUCCCAAAACGACAUAAAGCCUUAGAAAGAUACGCAUCCAACAUCUGCUUCACCACUCUGGGCACUGAGUUCGGGCAGAAGGAGAAGCUGACCAGCAGAAUCAAGAGCAUCCUUAAUGCCUACCCGUCAGAAAAGGAAAUGCUGAAAGAACUUCUUCAAAAUGCCGAUGACGCAAAGGCCACGGAAAUCUGCUUUGUGUUUGACCCCAGGCAGCACCCAGUGGACAGGAUAUUUGACGAUAAGUGGGCGCCCUUGCAGGGGCCGGCACUGUGUGUGUAUAACAACCAGCCUUUUACGGAAGACGACGUCAGAGGGAUUCAGAACCUUGGAAAAGGCACCAAAGAAGGAAACCCUUACAAAACUGGACAGUAUGGAAUAGGAUUCAACUCCGUGUAUCACAUUACAGACUGCCCUUCUUUUAUUUCUGGCAACGACAUCCUGUGUAUUUUUGACCCUCAUGCCAGAUAUGCACCAGGAGCCACAUCCAUUAGUCCUGGGCGCAUGUUCAGAGAUUUGGAUGCGGAUUUUAGGACACAGUUCUCGGAUGUUCUGGAUCUUUAUUUGGGAAACCACUUUAAACUGGAUAAUUGCACAAUGUUUAGAUUUCCCCUUCGAAAUGCAGAAAUGGCCAAAGUUUCAGAAAUUUCUUCAGUUCCCUCAUCAGACAGAAUGGUCCAGAACCUUUUGGACAAAUUGCGGUCAGACGGGGCAGAACUUUUAAUGUUUCUUAAUCACAUGGAAAAGAUUUCAAUUUGUGAAAUAGAUAAAACCACGGGGGCUCUGAAUGUGCUGUAUUCUGUAAAGGGCAAGAUCACUGAUGGAGACAGAUUGAAAAGGAAGCAAUUUCACGCAUCUGUAGUUGACAGCGUUACUAAAAAGAAACAGCUCAAAGACAUACCAGUUCAACAGAUCACCUACACGAUGGAUACCGAGGACUCGGAAGGAAAUCUGACUACGUGGCUAAUUUGUAACAGGUCAGGCUUUUCAAGCAUGGAAAAAGUGUCUAAGAGCGUCAUAUCAGCUCACAAGAACCAGGACAUCACCCUCUUCCCACGUGGCGGAGUGGCUGCCUGCAUCACUCACAACUACAAGAAGCCCCACAGGGCCUUCUGCUUCUUGCCCCUCUCUCUCGAGACGGGCUUGCCGUUUCACGUGAAUGGCCACUUCGCUCUGGACUCGGCCCGAAGAAAUCUGUGGCGUGACGACAACGGAGUUGGUGUUCGAAGUGACUGGAACAACAACUUAAUGACAGCGUUAAUAGCCCCUGCUUAUGUCGAAUUACUAAUCCAGCUAAAAAAGCGGUAUUUCCCUGGUUCUGACCCAACGUUGUCCGUGUUACAGAACACACCUAUUCAUGUUGUAAAGGACACUUUGAAGAAGUUUUUGUCGUUUUUCCCAGUCAACAGGCUUGACCUACAGCCGGACUUAUAUUGUCUAGUGAAAGCACUUUAUGGUUACAUUCACGAAGACAUGAAACGUCUUCUACCUGUUGUGCGGGCUCCCAACAUCGAUGGCUCCGAUUUGCAUUCUGCCGUUAUAAUCACCUGGAUUAACAUGUCUACUUCAAAUAAAACAAGGCCGUUUUUUGACAACUUACUGCAGGAUGAGUUGCAAAACCUCAAAAAUGCAGAUUAUAACAUCACAACACGGAAGACGGUGGCGGAGAACGUGUACAGACUGAAACACCUGCUCCUGGAAAUCGGUUUCAACUUGGUUUACAACUGCGACGAAACCGCCAACCUGUACCACUGCCUCGUGGACGCAGACAUCCCCGUGAGCUACGUGACGCCCGCUGACGUCAGGUCCUUUCUGAUGACAUUCUCCUCUCCGGACACCAACUGCCACAUUGGGAAGCUGCCUUGCCGUCUCCAGCAGACCAACCUAAAACUUUUUCACAGUUUAAAGCUUUUAGUUGAUUAUUGUUUUAAGGACGCAGAGGAGAAUGAGAUAGAAGUGGAGGGACUUCCCCUUCUCAUCACACUGGACAGUGUUUUGCAAACUUUUGAUGCAAAACGACCCAAGUUUCUAACAACGUACCAUGAAUUGAUUCCAUCCCGCAAAGACUUGUUCAUGAAUACGUUAUAUUUGAAAUACAGCACUAUUUUAUUGAGCUGUAAAGUUGCAAAAGUGUUUGACAUUUCCAGCUUUGCUGAUUUGUUGUCCUCCGUAUUGCCUCGUGAAUAUAAGACCAAGAAUUGUACAAAGUGGAAAGAUAAUUUUGCAAGUGAGUCCUGGCUUAAGAAUACUUGGCAUUUUAUCAGCGAGUCUGUCAAUGUGAAAGAAGAUCAAGAAGAAACAAAACCAACGUUUGACGUUGUUGUCGAUACCCUGAAGGACUGGGCGUUGCUUCCAGGAACAAAGUUCACCGUGUCAGCCAAUCAGCUUGUCGUUCCUGAAGGGGAUGUUCUGCUUCCCCUGAGCCUUAUGCACAUCGCAGUUUUCCCGAACGCCCAGAGCGAUAAAGUGUUCCACGCUCUCAUGAAAGCUGGCUGCAUCCAGCUCGCUUUGAACAAAAUCUGUUCCAAAGACAGUGCGUUUGUCCCCCUGUUGUCCUGUCACACGGCAAACAUAGAGAGCCCCACGAGUAUUUUGAGGGCUGUUCACUAUAUGGUUCAAACGUCCACGUUUAGAACUGAAAAAUUAGUGGAAAAUGACUUUGAAGCACUCUUAAUGUAUUUCAACUGCAACUUGAGUCACCUGAUGUCCCAAGAUGACAUAAAAAUUUUGAAGUCCCUCCCAUGCUACAGAUCCAUCAGCGGCCGCUAUAUGAGCAUUGCAAAAUUUGGAACGUGCUACGUGCUCACCAAAAGUAUUCCCUCGGCCGAAGUGGAGAAGUGGACGCAGCCCUCGUCCUCCGCAUUCCUGGAAGAGAAGACGCACCUAAAAGAGCUGUACGAGCUGCUUGGUUGUGCGCCUGUGGGCGACCUCGAGGUAUACUUGAAACACCUCUUGCCAAAGGUCGAGAAUCUCUCUUACGAUGCAAAAUUAGAGCAUUUGAUCUAUCUUAAGAAUAGAUUAUCAAACAUUGAGGAAUUGUCAGAGAUCAAGGAACAGCUUUUUGAAAAACUGGAGAGUUUAUUGAUAAUCUAUGAUGCUAACAAUCGACUGAAGCAAGCAAAACAUUUCUAUGAUAGAACUGUGAGAGUCUUUGAAGUUAUGCUUCCUGAAAAAAUGUUUAUUCCGAAGGACUUCUUUAAAAAAUUGGAACAACUUAUAAAACCCAAAAAUCAAGUUGCAUUUAUGACCUCCUGGGUGGAAUUCUUGAGGAAUAUGGGACUAAAAUACAUACUUUCUCAGCAGCAGUUGCUACAGUUUGCUAAGGAAAUCAGUGUGAGAGCUAACACAGAGAACUGGUCCAAAGAAACAUUGCAGAAUACAGUCGACAUCCUCCUCCAUCAUAUAUUCCAAGAGCGAACAGAUUUGUUAUCUGGAAACUUUUUGAAAGAACUGUCUUUAAUACCAUUCUUAUGUCCCGAGCGGGCCCCUGCUGAGUUCAUUCGGUUUCAUCCUCAGUAUCAGGAGGUAAACGGAACACUUCCGCUCAUAAAGUUCAACGGAGCGCAAGUGAAUCCAAAAUUCAAGCAGUGUGAUGUGCUCCAGCUGUUAUGGACGUCCUGCCCUAUUCUUCCAGAGAAGGCCACCCCCUUGAGUAUCAAAGAACAGGAAGGCAGUGACCUUGGCCCACAAGAACAGCUUGAACAAGUCUUAAACAUGCUUAACGUGAACCUGGACCCCCCUCUUGAUAAGGUCAUUAAUAACUGCAGAAACAUAUGCAACAUCACAACUUUGGAUGAGGACAUGGUCAAAACCAGGGCAAAGGUCUUAAGGACCUUAUACGAAUUUCUCAGUGCAGAGAAAAGGGAGUUUCGUUUUCAGCUGCGGGGGGUUGCUUUUGUGAUGGUGGAGGAUGGUUGGAAGCUUCUGAAGCCCGAAGAGGUGGUGAUAAAUCUAGAGUACGAGUCUGACUUUAAACCUUACUUGUACAAACUGCCUUUGGAACUUGGCACCUUCCAUCAGCUGUUCAAACACUUAGGUACUGAGGAUGUCAUCUCAACCAAGCAGUACGUGGAAGUGCUGGGCCGCAUAUUCAAAAGUUCCGAAGGAAAGCAAUUAGACCCGAACGAAAUGCGUACAGUCAAGAGAGUAGUUUCCGGUCUGUUCAAGAGUCUGCAAAAUGACUCGGUCAAGGUGAGGAGUGAUCUCGAGAAUGUGCGCGACCUUGCGCUUCACCUCCCAAGCCAGGACGGUAGACUGGUCAAGUCCAGCAUCUUAGUGUUCGAUGACGCGCCACAUUACAAAAGCAGAAUCCAGGGGAACAUUGGUGUCCAGAUGUUGGUCGACCUUAGCCAGUGCUAUUUAGGGAAGGACCACGGGUUCCAUACUAAGUUAAUAAUGCUUUUUCCUCAAAAACUCAGGCCCCGCUUACUGAGCAGUAUACUUGAGGAGCAGCUAGAUGAAGAGAUGCCCAAGGUUUGUCAGUUUGGGGCCUUGUGCUCUCUCCAGGGCAGGCUGCAGCUCCUCCUGUCUUCCGAACAGUUCAUCACGGGACUGAUUAGGAUUAUGAAGCAUGAAAACGACAAUGCUUUCCUGGCCAAUGAAGAAAAAGCCAUCAGACUCUGCAAAGCCCUAAGAGAAGGCCUCAAAGUGUCCUGUUUUGAAAAGCUUCAAACAACAUUAAGAGUUAAAGGUUUUAAUCCUAUCCCCCACAGCAGAAGCGAAACUUUUGCCUUUUUGAAGAGAUUUGGGAACGCUGUUAUCCUGCUGUACAUACAACACUCAGACAGCAAAGACAUUAACUUCCUGCUAGCAUUGGCAAUGACACUUAAAUCGGCCACGGACAACUUGAUUUCUGACACUUCAUACUUAAUUGCUAUGCUGGGAUGCAAUGACAUUUACAGAAUCAGCGAGAAACUCGACAGUUUAGGGGUGAAAUACGACUCUUCAGAACCAUCGAAGCUUGAACUCCCAAUGCCUGGCACCCCAAUACCCGCUGAAAUUCAUUACACUCUGCUCAUGGAUCCGAUGAACGUCUUCUACCCGGGAGAAUACGUGGGGUACCUGGUCGACGCCGAAGGGGGCGACAUCUAUGGGUCGUACCAGCCAACGUACACAUACGCAAUCAUCGUGCAAGAGGUUGAAAGAGAAGACGCCGACAACUCUAGCUUCCUAGGGAAGAUCUACCAGAUUGAUAUCGGGUACAGCGAAUAUAAAAUAGUUAGCUCUCUCGAUCUUUACAAGUUUUCGAGGCCCGAGGAAAGCUCUCAGAGCCGAGACAGCGCCCCGUCUACGCCAACCAGCCCCACGGAGUUCCUGGUCCCCGGCGUUCGGAGCGUCCCUCCUCUCUUCUCGGGCAAAGAGGGCCACAAGACCUCCUCCUCCAAACACCACCCCCAGAAGAAGCUCAAGGUGAGCUCGCUACCAGAAAUUUUAAAAGAAGUGACGGCGGUGGUGGAGCAAGCUUGGAAGCUUCCGGAAUCUGAAAGGAAGAAGAUCAUCAGACGGCUCUAUUUGAAGUGGCACCCCGACAAAAACCCGGAGAACCACGACAUGGCCAACGAAGUGUUUAAACACUUGCAGAAUGAAAUUAGCAGGCUGGAGAAGCAGGCUUUCCUGGACCAGAACGCGGACAGAGGCUCUCGGCGGACGUUCUCCACCUCGGCCUCCCGAUUUCAGUCGGAGAAGUCCUCGUUUCAGAGGUUCUACACGUCGUGGAACCAAGAGGCCACGAGCCACAAGUCUGAGCGGCAGCAGCAAAAUAAAGAGAAGUGCCCGCCCUCGGCCGGACAGACGUACUCCCAGAGGUUCUUCGUGCCCCCCACUUUCAAGUCGGUGGGCAACCCGGUGGAAGCGCGCAGGUGGCUGCGGCAGGCCCGGGCCAACUUCUCAGCCGCCCGGAAUGACCUGCACAAGAACGCCAACGAGUGGGUGUGCUUCAAGUGCUACCUCUCCACCAAGCUGGCCCUGGUCGCCGCCGACUACGCCGUGAGGGGCAAGUCCGACAAAGACGUGAAGCCGACCGCACUUGCCCAGAAAAUAGAGGAGUACAGCCAGCAGCUGGAGGGACUGACCAACGACGUCCACACUCUGGAGGCCUACGGGGUGGACAGCUUGAAGACACGGUACCCCGAUCUGCUCCCCUUCCCGCAGAUCCCCAACGACAGGUUCACGUCCGAGGUCGCCAUGAGGGUGAUGGAGUGUACUGCCUGCAUCAUCAUAAAACUCGAAAACUUUAUACAGCAGAAAGUGUGAAGGUGUGGAAAGAAAGACAGACCCAAGUCCUGAGUGUGUCAGAGCACAAACACGGACCUCUGUCCCCCCUCCAGCUUCCUCGCCGCGUUUCAGGAAUCGUGAAGCACAGAGCAGGCCGCUGGGGAAGCGUCUCGGAGCCGCUGUGAACAUGAGUGUCCGCAGACGACCUUGACUGAUUCUCAAAGGAAACUUUUUGAAAACAGUGGCAGACCGACUGCGAAACUGCUCGAUGUGUUUGGAUGGCCAGGACAGCGCGGUGCUGAAUUGCACUUUAUGUUACCAAAGCUCGGCUGUUCGCUAGGGAAGGGUCUGUCCGUGUGUCUGGUUGGGACGGAGUUCCUUUUGUGUUUUUAACAUGUGUUUUCUUUGAAGGAGCUAACAAAACACUGGCAUGUCAUUGGUUUAAACAAAUGAGGGGAAUUAGGUCCUAGAAUGUUAUCAUUUCUUUAAGUGGGUCCUCUUGGAUUUAUGCUGUUUCCUUAUCAGCUGGAUCUGAUGAUGAAUUCGUUGCCAUUUUACAUCUUAAAUACUCAGUCCGUUUAAAACGUGGCACCGUGUUUUAUUCCUGAAUAUUACUUGACUCAGCGUAGGCAGGCCGUGCUGGUGCGGGUGCACCGGGCGCGCCUCACGUCUGUACGUUACGUGUGUCUCACGCCUCAUGUUUACAGGUCGCCUCCUUCAGGAAGACGCUUACGGGAAACUCAAAGUUGUGGCAGUUCUUACCACCGGGUGUCCCUAUUGCUUCCGAGAACUGCUUACCACAACAACAUUGAUCAGCUGUUAGAACAUUUGCUUCGUGUUUGUUUGUCCGUAUUUUCCACAAAUGUCCUAAUUUAUAUAGUGUAGCUGAACAGGAUGCGGUCUUUCGUUGUCUAAAGGUGCUGCGGUUCAAAAAAAAUCUUUGUCUUUCAACAUGGUACUUAGUGGAGCCUUGAAAAAGUGUGAAAUCAUUGUGACCAUAUCCAGUAGUUUGUUAGAGAGGAAUUAUCAGCCUGUAUCUUCCCCGUGAGUGAUUCAGACCGACCGUUCAUUCCCAUUAUGUUUGAAUGCCCCUCCACAGGUAUUUAACACACUUCUUGUGCAGAAUGUAAAAGAACGGUAAUGAUAAUUAGUUCAUACAUGUGUGCUGCCUGUAAAUGAUGCUAAAUAUAAUAUUUUAUGCAAUUAAGGGCUUAAGGAACAUUACAACUUUUUUACUUUUAUUGGUAAUAAGGAAUGUCUGCCCCACCAUGAUUCUCUUGCUUCUGGAUGUGGAGCCAUGUAAUUAUUUCUGCUGUUAUAUUAAGUGCCAUAAUUUUAAUAAAGUGAAAUGUACAUAUGAAAUCAUUGCAA
Molecule: messenger RNA, 15526 nt
Organism: Phyllostomus discolor (pale spear-nosed bat)
Lineage: Eukaryota; Metazoa; Chordata; Mammalia; Chiroptera; Phyllostomidae
Gene: SACS
Product: sacsin molecular chaperone
Exons: 10
Coding region: 410-14194 (4594 amino acids)
Molecular function (GO): Hsp70 protein binding
Source: RefSeq, a predicted model, not a curated record